Messenger RNA from Solanum stenotomum, 786 nucleotides. RefSeq names its product late embryogenesis abundant protein 76-like. Bases 18 to 785 code for a protein of 255 amino acids. The record is from RefSeq and is a predicted model, not a curated record. NCBI's taxonomy places the organism in Eukaryota, Viridiplantae, Streptophyta, Magnoliopsida, Solanales, Solanaceae. The transcript is spliced from 2 exons.
GUGAUAGCAACCAAAGAAUGGCAGCGAUAUCAAUCACAAAAAACGCCAUUUUGAACUUGUCAAAGUCACUUCCUCGAACCUCUUCUCUUUUCCUCCGCCGUAAUAUCUCCUUCUUCUACCCUUUGAAGACUAUUCCUCUAACAACAUCUCUUGUUAUUCGUCACAAAAUAUGCUUCUCCUCUUCCCCUAAUCAUUCUGAGGGAUUCCAUGCAUCGGAGUCGGAGGAGUUAAAAAGAAGACAAGACUUCGAUAGAGGUGUUAAAGAUGAUAAAUCUCCUAUGAGGGAGAUGGCUGAUAAAACAAAAGACGAUAUGAAAGAGUCCAUGGACGAAACUAAGCGUACAGCCAAAGACAUGAAAGAUAAAACAAAGCAAAGCGCGGAGAACAUGAAAGACAAAACAAACGAUAAAGCAAAAGAAGGGAAAGACAAGGCAGCCGAAAUGGCACAUGACACUAAAGAGAGUGCAAAAGAGCGAGCCCACGACAUGAAGGAGAAGAUUAAGGACACUGCAGAGUCCAUGACUGAUAAGACGAAAGAAGGGGGAAGCAAAGUUGCGGAGACGGCACAGGCAAUAGCUGAUAAAGCUAAGCAAGCAAUGCAGGAUGCCAUGGGAGCAGCGAAAGAGACGACUCAGAAGAUUAAGGAAACUGUUGUUGGUUCGGCGGAGGAUGAUAAGAAGUCAGUUGAUGAUCGUACGGGUAAGCGGAAGGAAGAUACGAUGGAUGAAGAUGUGGUGGAGCAGAGGAGGCGUGCAGGGGGUUCUGGUGAUCCUACGAAAUUUUGAG